AUGUUAUAUAUAUGUCCCGCUAUACUUAGUUAUUUAUUAUCACUGAUCUCCGAGUUUCGACUAGAGAGAUGCGUCGUGGAUUACGAAGCGGGACUGUGGCAGGCCAUCAGGCACCGUUUCUCCAACGUGAAAAUCCAGGGAUGUGCCUUCCAUUGGACGCAGGCAGUAUUCAGGAAAGUCCAAGAGCUGGGGUUGAAGAAAGCAUACGAGGAGCGGAGCAAGGUCCACGAUUUCGUCAGCCAGGUAAUGUCACUCCAUUUCCUACCCAAGGAGCACAUCUUGGGAGCAUUCGACAGCCUGCGGGAACGGGCAACCUCCAAACCAAUCUUGGACCUGAUGAACUACAUCGAGAGGACGUGGAUGAGAAACAGGUUAAGAAAAAAAAAAACAGCAUAUAUGCAAUCCAAAGAAUUAAUGAAAUUCUUCCCGAUCAGCAAUUGGUGUGUGUUUAACACAGCUGUGAGAACCAACAAUGACGUCGAAGGUUGGCACCAUCGCCUGAACACCCGUGUGAACGUGAGGGGACCAGUCCCAUUUUAUCUGCUGUUCCGGGAAGCUGAGGCCAUCCCCAUGCAACUAAAAGUGGUGACAGAGGGGAAAUUGAAAAGACAUCAGAGGAAGCGGUCACGACAGGUAGAGACGCGUCUUCCGGAUGUGGAAGCGUUACCAGCAGGGGAGACUUACAGCAUCACAGCUACUACGGAAGGCCGCUUCCCUUGUUCUCUGAAGUGUAGUGACGAUGUGAAUAGUUUACGGGGAAGGGAACAGUCUUUAAUAGUAGCUAUAUUUAUGAAGUGUGGUUUAAUAUACGGGGAAGGGAAUUCUUAUACAGGGUAA
Mizuhopecten yessoensis (Yesso scallop) is the source of this 837-nucleotide messenger RNA. RefSeq lists its product as uncharacterized. The transcript is spliced from 4 exons. The coding region runs from base 1 to 837 and encodes 278 amino acids. The record is from RefSeq and is a predicted model, not a curated record. NCBI's taxonomy places the organism in Eukaryota, Metazoa, Mollusca, Bivalvia, Pectinida, Pectinidae.